Gavialis gangeticus (Gharial) is the source of this 1611-nucleotide messenger RNA. RefSeq names its product coiled-coil domain containing 122 (gene CCDC122). Lineage: Eukaryota; Metazoa; Chordata; Crocodylia; Gavialidae. The coding region runs from base 317 to 1099 and encodes 260 amino acids. The record is from RefSeq and is a predicted model, not a curated record. The transcript is spliced from 5 exons.
GGGCAGCUUCUGUUAGUGCCCCUUCGCUUCAGCGCCUGGGGUGGUCGCCCCACUCACCCCCUCUCUUGUUAUGGCACUGUUUUCCACACACAUUUCCUGAAUAUUUAACCAGUAUCACUUGAUUUCCUAGACUUAAUAAACUUUUACUUAAAAUUAUAUAAAUGUAGCAGUGAUAAAUUUUAUAUAAGUUUUUUGAUUGCUGUUGAUCAAUUUACCAAACACAUUGUGUGCGCUACCAUUGUUUCAAUCCUAUGUCUUUCCAGUUUUUCCUGUUCUAAGCUGUUCAUUUAAGAGACAUCAAGUACAUCAAUGAGAAAUGGCUAAGCAAAAUUCACCAUCAUUCGGUGAAGUGGUAAAAGAAGUAGCAGAGCAGCAACAUACACAAGCAUCAGAGAUAGAAAAGAGCAAAACAGUCCUUGCCCAGUUGCAGUUUGAGCUUCAGGACCUUGAAAGACAAAGGGACGCUAUUUUAUUAGACACAAAAGCAACAGAAAGGCAAAUUUAUCAGCAAGAUGAUGCUAUAGAAAUGACAGAAUGUAACUGUAAAAGUCUGGAGGCCCAAGUCAGAUCCCUGUAUGCUGAAAACGUAAAGCUUAAACUUGACACAGAAACAGCUGAAGAAGAAUUUGAGGCAAUGCUUGCAAAUAACAAAGCAUAUCGUGAGAAAAUAUUGGUCCAUAAAGCACUGUUUUGGGAGAUUGAAAGCAAAAUGCCAGUUAUGACUGAGCUUGCUAAAAAACAGUCCAUAGUUAAAGAGCUGAAGACAAAGAAGGAACAAUUAAUGCAUCAUCUCCAGAAUCCUAAAGGACAUGUUAUAAAACAAGUGCAGGAAGAAAUUACACACUUAAAAGAGAAAAUUAGUGUAAUGAAAGAGUCUAUCAAUGAAAAGACAAAACACCUUAAAGAAGAGAAAAAAAUGCAUGUUAAGCUUAGAAAAGAGAUUGAGGUACAGAAUAAAAGAUGUGAUGCUAUUCUAAAACGUUUGCAUUGUCAACUGAACAAACUCCAGUCAAAUAAAAGACAGUGGCACUGGAACCUUCAACAGAUGGAAAAAAGGGCAGCUGAACUAAGAAAACGUCUGGGAAUACCAGAGUGCUAGUGCACAAAACAAAUCACAUUAAUUUAUAACAUGGGUCAUCCUUUAUAAGUAACAGAUGGUUGCUGGACAUAAUCCAUUGAACCUUAGAUCAAAGAUAAGGUUUUGUUUUUUGUUUUUUUUUUCCUUUUCCAAGGUUUUCUCCUUCCUGUUGCAUGCCCUAGAAUACUUUGUAUUCCAUACUCACCCUUUAGUAACCUGGAACACUCUUCCUUUUUGUUCAUGCCUAGGAAGGAGUUAAUUGAAGUUUCCAGGCUGUCUCCAAAGCAUCAACCAAUUUUAUUUAAAUACUUGUGCACACCCAGUUAAGUUUGGGAACUUCCUUUUGGUUUGAUUGGAUUUUUUUAAAGAUGAAAAAGGUCUGCACUGUAUAACAUCCAGAAGAAUGUGUGCGCAGCAUAUAAUUGCAUUUAUAGGGAUAGAAAACCUCCUGAUCUUUCAUGCACAGGCCUAAUAAGGGCAAUAUGCUAAGUAACUUUGGGAUCUAACUUUGUAGCAUGGUAUUUUGCCCUGUG